ACAAAACUAAUUUUGGAAGCGGCAAAACGUCCGUUUGUAGUAAAAUAAUUCUCGCUGCUGCCACUAGAUGGCACGUGGUGUUUGUAGGUUUCAUCUUUGAGUAUUACUCAAAGGUUUUUACUGUGUUAUUACACAACUAGCAGUUCUACUCAGGAAGGUCAAACGCAGAUGCGGAGAAAUUGAACCACGUUUUUAGCUUUGAGUAUAUAUGUAGAUAAAGGUUUUCUAUAUACUCAAAGGUUUUUAGCAUUUUAGUUGGAGACAUAAAUCCACGUGGCGUUAGUGGCAUCACACACACGUAUCUUACUUAUCGGUGAGUACGACCAACACAGCUAUGAAAAUUUCAGCGUCGGUAACCGUCGGUUUCCGUCGGUACUCGUCGUCAUUUAAAGUCCGCGAAACCGAAACAUUUAAAUCGCUGAAGUAACACCACGUGGUCGUGGUGGGUCAGGAUGAUUUUUGUUACCUUGCAGUGUUUUAAUUGUGAUUUUGUGUGUUUACGUAGUUUUAUGGCGCCUAAAAAGUGCAGAGUGAGAGGGUGUACAUCGGAAGGAAAGCAACUUCGGCAAUUUCCCGAUAUGAUAAAAGAUAAGGAACGCUGCCUUAAAUGGAUAGAAGCGUGCGAUAAUCCCUGUCUUCUGGAGAUGAAUUCGCUAAAAAAUGUGAAAAUCUGCGAUAUCCAUUUUGAGGACUUUUAUAAAUUAAAUAUCAGACUAAGUACAUCAGCAGUGCCAACCCUCCAUUUGCCAAAACCUGCAGCUGUUGAUGCUUCGAUUCCUGCAGCAAUUCCUGCAGCAAUUCCUGAAGGAAUCAAAGCAACAGAUACAAUGGGAAUUGUGACCUCGCAGACACAUUCUGAUGGGCACAGUAGUAGAACUAAACCGACAGACCAGCAGACAGAUAGGCACCAACACUGACGCGAUUUAUCUCGCGAUCUCGAGUGAUUUUAAAAUCGAAAGAGUAUCGAUAUUAGAUAAAAGCACCAAUUUAAAGUAAACCGAAGUAGUAAUGCGACUUACCAACAGGUGAAAGAUAGAUAUCUAGUCGGAAAUCACUAACCACGUCUCAUUAGAGAUGGCGUGAACUGCUACUUUUGAAUCACUCGUGAUUCAAUCACGUUCAUUCUCAAUCACGAUGAUUUUUCACAGUGAUUCGUGAAUCUUCGUGAACGCUUCUAAUUGGUUGAGAACAUUCUUUUGAUUGAAGUUUAAUCACGACUGCGAUCGUGAUUGUGUGAUCACGGUGAAAAAUCAUUGUUAGUGAUUUUUCACGCCAUCCCUACGUCUUAUCAGGCCGGCGCAUGAUGCUCCCCUCCAGGCCAGGCGCUCUUCUUCAGUUCGCGAGCGAGUGCGGCCCGUGGCUGCGCGCGCAACUAGGCGGCGCCGGCGGGAUGUUUGAAGAGGGGAUGACGCUGCUUCUCCCCAUAGUUUCCUCUUCCAAAUGAAAAUUAAUUCUCAGGUAAAAUCUAUGGUUGCGAAAAAAAAGAAACAUAUCAGAUUAGUUUCUCAAUGAUUCGCCACACUUUUCUGCAGCCAUGUAGAAAAUCAAUGUUUAAUAUGAACAAAUAUUUACCUCUGCUAAUUGAACAGCAGCAGCAGACGAGAUAGGUACUUGAAUCGGCGUUCGCAACUUCGAUACUUCGAAACCCGCUCAGUGAGCGACCUAGUGAGCGAUGACAUUUCUGAAUGCACCUAUUGUUUAUAUAUUUCGAAUAAAUUAAGAAUAAAACACUUUUUACAUGGAAAUCGACUAUAAUUUUUGUUUAAAUUUGUAUGAAAUUUACACAUAUGUUAUGUAAGAUCGUAAAGAAGGAAGGGAAGUCUUGGUGACUUUCUCCUCAC
Molecule: messenger RNA, 1841 nt
Organism: Hylaeus volcanicus
Lineage: Eukaryota; Metazoa; Arthropoda; Insecta; Hymenoptera; Colletidae
Exons: 3
Coding region: 453-917 (154 amino acids)
Molecular function (GO): sequence-specific DNA binding
Source: RefSeq, a predicted model, not a curated record